AUUCCUCGAAGAUUACAAGAAAAAUUUUUUACAUACAUUCGUAAAAAACUAUUGGAGCAUUUGGAUUUCAUAACAUCACGUGCCCAAAAAGAAGACAAAAACAAUCACAUGACUAAAACUUUUUUUAAUUUUUCGUAUAAAAAAUAUAGAUUUUAUUUUGGAAUUUAUCUCCCAUGUAAUCAUACUCAUACAGCAGGUCUAUUGUCCAAUACUAUUGCGACCUGCUCCAUUCCAGUUCCUUUCACAAUGUCACAUCAUCGUCAUGCCUGUAUUAUUCACCACAAGAAUCUAGUCCUAUAUUUUAUCUCGAAGGAUAACAAAAUUCCUGACGUUAGUUUUUGCAAAACAUUCAAAGAUUUUCAUGCAACUCGCCUCUUCAACAGAUGGGCUAAGAAGAAGAAACAUCAGAAUUUUUCGAAUCGAUUAGGAAUUUCUUUCACCACAUCAUACCAUGUGUAUAACACUAAUGUCGUCGCUACAAAAGGACUUGAUUUUAUUUACGGCAAAAAAUAUGGGAAUCUUCAAUUUACUCCCAGCACGUCUCCAAAUGUCAAGAAAAGACAAGAAGCACGUUUUAAUGCUUUGGUUAGACAUACCUUUCAUAACGCCAAGCUGGAUGAUAAUGCGCUAAAGGAUGAUAAACUCUGA
Messenger RNA from Rhizophagus irregularis DAOM 181602=DAOM 197198, 648 nucleotides. RefSeq lists its product as uncharacterized. NCBI's taxonomy places the organism in Eukaryota, Fungi, Glomeromycota, Glomeromycetes, Glomerales, Glomeraceae. The record is from RefSeq and is a predicted model, not a curated record.